Molecule: messenger RNA, 736 nt
Organism: Penaeus indicus
Lineage: Eukaryota; Metazoa; Arthropoda; Malacostraca; Decapoda; Penaeidae
Product: choline transporter-like protein 1
Exons: 5
Coding region: 83-736 (217 amino acids)
Biological process (GO): transmembrane transport
Molecular function (GO): transmembrane transporter activity
Source: RefSeq, a predicted model, not a curated record
CAAUAUCUUUUUUGUUUAUUUUUUCUCUUUUUGAAAAUUCCGCAGGAACAAGAAUAAGCUUGGAUGGCCGAUUCUGACUUCCAUGAAAAGGAUGUACCGCUACCAUCUGGGCUCCAUCGCUCUCGGCUCUCUCAUCAUCGCGCUGGUUAAGUUGGUCAGGAUUGUCUUGAAGUACUUGGAGAAGCGCUUGGGUGGACAGAGCCAGGCUUGUUCUUGGGCACUCAAAUGCUGUCAGUGCUGUCUCUGGUGCUUCGAAAAAUUCCUUAAAUUCCUAAGCAAGAAUGCGUAUAUUGAGAUAGCUAUCUACGGUUAUGGUUUCUGCAAAGCCGCACAGAAGGCAUUUUCGCUUCUUGUUAACAACGCUUUCAGGGUCGCUGCCAUCAACUACGUCGGCGCUUUUGUCCUGUUCCUCUCCAAAGCCACGGUCGUCAUUUCCUCUGUAUUUAUAGGCAUCGAAAUCAUGAAGACUAGAAAAGACGUGACCUACGCCUGGGUGCCCGUCCUGAUAGCUGCUGUCUUCUCGUACUUCAUUGCCCAUUGCUUCAUAUCCGUGUAUGAGAUGACCAUAGACACAUUGUUUUUGUGCUUCUGCGAGGACUGCGAACGCAACGACGGAAUUGAGAAACCGUACUAUAUGAGCAAGGGACUAAUGGUAAGUCACGGAUAUAAGUGGUACACGCACAAAACUUCCUUUUUCCUCGAUAACAUAUGCGACUAUUUCUCAGACUGCUCAUAA